AUGGACUUGGAUGUGGAACAGUUCCGUAUUCCAGUGUGCACUCUUUAUUCUUUACUCCCAAUCAGGUCAGUCCAAUUUAGAUGUGACCUUUUAAAUGUCCAUUGAUGUACAGUGGGGGAGCUGGUGAUUUGGUAGCUUGCAUGAUAUCCUAUUUUCUCUUUAGGAGCAAGAAUACAGUGAGUUCUCCCAGAUUCUUAGAGACCUGUCCCAGAUUGGGGAUGCUGUCAUAAUCACUUGUGCAAAAGGCGGGGUCCAGUUCUCAGCCUGUGGUUGGGCACUGGCAUCAUCAAGCUGUCCCAGACCAACAGCGUGGGCAAUGAGGAUGAAG
Molecule: messenger RNA, 328 nt
Organism: Coregonus sp. 'balchen'
Lineage: Eukaryota; Metazoa; Chordata; Actinopteri; Salmoniformes; Salmonidae
Source: the annotation of a GenBank genome assembly